This is a messenger RNA of Penicillium daleae, 1308 nucleotides long. RefSeq lists its product as uncharacterized. Gene Ontology annotation, molecular function: 6-phosphogluconolactonase activity; protein binding. NCBI's taxonomy places the organism in Eukaryota, Fungi, Ascomycota, Eurotiomycetes, Eurotiales, Aspergillaceae. The record is from RefSeq and is a predicted model, not a curated record. The transcript has 2 exons. Bases 1 to 1308 code for a protein of 435 amino acids.
AUGGCUACGCUACUCUUUUCUUUCCUCGGUCUCCUCUGUAUCUCAUUUCAUUUGGUGACGGCCCGGCCAACUUCUACCGACGAACGCAUUGGAGGCCGCGGAGAGGACCUGAUUCUUUAUAUGACAGUGCAGAGUCAGGGAAUUCUCACUCUCGCCUUCAAUCCUUCCCAACCAGUGGACGAGAGCAUUCGCAUCCUAGCAACAAACACAGAUGUGGGUUACCUUCCCGGCUGGAUUACCCAAUAUGAGGACAAUUUUUAUUCAGUGUCACGAACCGAGUAUCCGACUCCGAGCUCCGUUGAUGGAGGGGUAUUUGCAUUCCAUGUAAAAGAGGGAAAUGAUCGCCACUCUCAACUUGAGCAUCUCAACUCAAUCAGCAGCGGUGGGCAGGGAGCUGUCUAUGUUGACGUCAGUCGAGACGGCCGAACUAUCAGCGUUGCCAAUAUCGAUGGGUCCACCGUAUCUAUUCAUCCUCGUGACGAAGGCGGUACCAUAAAAACUGCUUCUCACGUCUUCCAUUAUACACUAGACUAUCCGGGGCCAGGAACAAAUGGGAGCCAGAUCCAAAGCAACCCCCACGAAGCUAUCUUUGACCCCUCAGGAGAGUUUUUAUUUGUGGCCGACCGUGGCGCUGAUCGCCUCUAUGUCUACCACGUCGCUGGCCCUUUCAAUGUGACUAUAAUCCAGACGUUGAGUUUGGAACCAGGAACAGGUCCGCGACAUAUGACCUUCAGAACAUUCAAUGAAACACGGACCUACAUGUACCUUGUCAGCGAGUUGGACAAUUCCAUCCGAGUCUUUACUCUCGAUGGUGUGAGCAACAAUGAGGAAAUGGAAUCUCACGUUGGAGUUCCGACGAAUUUGACAAUUCAUCUUACUCAACGGAUAUCGACUCUGGGAGCUGAUCUGGGCCGUACCCCGCCCAAUAAUAUGGAUUUGGCGUCCGAGAUCGCUUUGUCAAACGACGGACGAUUUGCGUAUGCAGCCAAUCGAAACACAAUCAACCUUAACAGCGACACCGUGGCAAUAUAUUCAAUUAAUCCAUUAUUAGAUGAUGACCAUAAUCAUCUCACAUACCUCGGCCACAACAUGACGUAUGGGAAGACGCCUCGACACUUUUCGCUCUCGAAUGACCCCCAAUCGCGCUUUGGUGCCUUCGGAAACGAAGUGACCAACAAUCUAGUGAUUCUAGAGCGUGAUGAAUUGACUGGGUUUUUCACUGGCAUCAAAGGGAACAUCUCGGUGGGCAAGUUGGACCUGACCACCAGUUCGGGUCCUACGGCAGUGAUCUGGUCUUCCUCCGAAUGA